Messenger RNA from Aspergillus puulaauensis, 1029 nucleotides. RefSeq names its product putative nucleoside-diphosphate-sugar epimerase. The record is from RefSeq and is a predicted model, not a curated record. The transcript has 3 exons. The coding region runs from base 1 to 1029 and encodes 342 amino acids. NCBI's taxonomy places the organism in Eukaryota, Fungi, Ascomycota, Eurotiomycetes, Eurotiales, Aspergillaceae.
AUGGCGCCUCUAAAGAUAUUUCUUACUGGAGCAACUGGAUACAUCGGAGGUGAUGUGCUCUAUGCAGUAUCCCAAGCCCACCCCGACUGGCAAGUUUCUGUCCUCGUCCGCAACAAGGACAAGGCGGCCAAGUUGUCUAGCGAAUACCCUAACGCGAGAGUUGCCCUGGGAGACUUGGACUCUUCCACUAUAAUUGAGGAGGAGACUAAGAACGCAAAUAUUGUAUUCCACUGCGCUGAUUGUGAUCAUGUCGCGUCUGCUGUUGCUAUCGCCAAAGGUGCAGCCCACCACACUGCUCAAAAUCCCUUGUGGUUGAUCCACACAUCGGGAACUGGUAUCUUGACAGUUGAGGAUUUCCGUACAAACACAUGGGGAUUUGAAAGGGCCAAGCAGCAUGACGACUGGGAAGGUGUUGACGAAUUGUUGAACCUCCCCGAAGACGCUCUACACCGAAACGUGGACAAGAUUAUUAUCGAGGCUGGGCAACGUUCACCCGAUAGUGUCAAGGUGGCCGUCGUUUGCCCUCCUACGAUUUACGGCCCCGGACGCGGACCCGGAAACCAGAAGAGUGUCCAGGCAUACUGGCUUACUGCUGCCGUCCUGAAGAGGAAGAAGGGUUUCCUAGUUGGUGAAGGAAAGAACGUCUGGCAUCAGGUCCACGUUCAGGACUUGGGCGACCUCUACCGCCUCUUGGGAGAUGCAGCAGCUGCUGGGGGUGGCAAGGCCACCUGGAAUAACAAGGGGUACUACUUGGCUGAGAACGGCGCCUUCGUUUGGGGAGAUGUUCAAAGAGCUGUUGCUAAGGCAGCCUAUGAGAAGAAACUCAUCCCUUCGGCCGAGGUUGAGCCCAUCAGUGAUGCGCAGGUGGCGGAGCUGAAUGAGUUUGGGCUCUAUGCUUGGGGAAGCAGCUCAAGGGGCUGGUCAUACCGCGGAAAGAAGCUCCUGGGUUGGUCGCCUCGACGGCCUAGUUUGCUGGGGCUCAUUCCAUCGAUUGUCGAUAUUGAAGCCAAGGACCUAGGGUUGGCCUGA